GAAGACGAAGGGGGCAAUGGGGAGAAUUUUUAAUUAAUGUGGGUGGGCUGUGAAAGCGAGAGAGGGCUUGUUUAUCGGAGACCAUUUAUUUUCCAGCGCUAAGUCAACACAGCAUCGCGGACGUACCACAAUUAUUGCACACUCGUCUUCCCCCCCUUUCCUCCUCCUCCUCUUUCCUCGUUUCUUCCUUUCUUCCUCCCCUUUCGUUUGGGAAAAGAGAGAAAGAGUGAGAGAAGGAGAGAAGGAGAAGCAGCAGAAAGGAGAUCCUGUGCGUCAGAGGAGGUGGACGGGAGGGGCGCCCCCUUUGGGAGCCUCUGCCCCCCAAACCGGACUGAACCCGGGCUCGAAACGGGGUCCGUUCGGAAGGGAAAUGAGCCAGCUUUACAGCGGUGCCUCUCCCCCUCUGCUGCUCUAUGGGGCCGAGAGGCUACGGGGCGCUUUGCUGGGCUUCCCUUUCUCGCUCAGCCGGCCGGAUCCGCCUCAGAAGCCUCCCUAUAGCUACAUCGCUCUCAUCGCCAUGGCUAUCCAAGCCGCCCCCGGCAGGAAAGUCACCCUGAGCGGCAUCUACCAGUUCAUCCUGGACCGCUUCCCCUUCUACCGGGAGAACAAGCAAGGCUGGCAGAACUCCAUCCGGCACAACCUGUCGCUCAACGCCUGCUUCGUGAAAGUGCCCCGCGAGAAAGGCCGGCCCGGGAAAGGCAGCUACUGGACCCUCGACCCACGCUGCACGGACAUGUUCGAGAGGGGCAACUACCGGAGGAGGAAGAGGAGGCCCAAGACCCCCGAGGGGGCCCGGGAGGAAGCCCUGCCGCCCGAGGAAGAGACAGCAAGAGAGGAGCAGGAAGAAGAGGAGGAAGAAGACGAAGAAGAGGGAAAGGAGGCUCCUAGCAAGAGCCCAGGCGCACCCCAAGGAGCUGGAGUGCAAGAAUCGUCUCUUCAAGGAUCUGGCCUUCACGAAUCGGGCUUGCAAGGGCCAGCCCCCCAAGAAGGCAGUCUCCAAGGAGAGGGUCUCCAAGCAUCUCUCCAAGGGAGAUCGGCCCUCCAAAUGACGGUUCUCCCAAAGUCAGGACUCCAAGAAUGGAGCCUCCAAGGAACGCAUCUCAAAAAAGAACCCACCCUCCAGGAACCUGCCUUACGAAGGUCGGGCCUCCAAGAAGAAGCUCUCCCAAAGUCGCCCCUCCAGGAAUGGAGCCUCCAAAGAUCCGGCCUCAAAGGGUCGUCUCUCCAAGAAUCCUGCACUCAAGGAUUCAUCGGUUUCCAAGACUCAACUUUGCAAGGGUCGGCCCUCCAAGAAGGACCGCACCUCCAGGAAUCGGGUCUCCCAAAGUCGGCCUUCCAAGAAGGAAGCCUCCAAAGAGCGGCUGUCAAAGAAACGGGUCUCCUCCAGGAACCGGGUCUCUCAAAGUCGGGCCUCCAAGAAGGAAGUCUCCAAAGACCCGGUCUCCAAGAGUCGGGUCUCCCAAAGUCGGGCCUCCAAGAAGGAAGUCUCCAAAGAGCGGCUGUCAAAGAAACGGGUCUCCAAGAUGCCGGCCUCCAGGAAUCGGGUCUCCAAGAGCCUCUCCUCCAGGAAUCGGGUCUCCAAGGGCCUCUCCUCCAGAAAUCGGGUCUCCAAGGGCCUCUCCUCCAGGAACCGUGUCUCCAAGGGUCUCUCCUCCAGGAACCGGGUCUCCAAGGGUCUCUCCUCCAGGAACCGGGUCUCCAAGCGUCUCUCCUCCAGAAAUCGGGUCUCCAAGGGCCUCUCCUCCAUAAUUCGGGUCUCCAAGAGUCUCUCCUCCAGGAAUCGGGUCUCCAAGGGCCUCUCCUCCAGGAAUCGGAUCUCCUGAAGUCGGCCUUCCAUGAAGGAAGUCUCCAAAGACCCGGCCUUCAAGGAUCGGCUCUCCCAAAGUCUGGUCUCCAAGAAGGUAGUCUCCAAGGCUCGGGUGGUGGCGGAGAGGUGGGAAGAUCCCUCCCUGCCUCACCUGCCAAGGCGCCGCCAAGCUUCAGCAUCGAAAGCAUCCUGUCGGAGAGAGCGCUCCGCCGGCGGCCGGGCCCCGCGGGCCCCAAGGCCUCGUGGUCCUGGCCCUUGGCCGAGUCCCGCCCGGCGCCCCUCCUGCUCCUCGACUCGCCCCUCGGCCUCCCGGGAGCCUUCGGCCAACUGGGCGCCCUGCCCUUCCUCUCCUACCUGCCGCUCCGCCUCCCCGAGCCCGCGCCGCACUUCCCCUGA
This is a messenger RNA of Anolis sagrei ordinatus, 2203 nucleotides long. It is a transcript of the gene FOXL1, whose product is annotated as forkhead box L1. Gene Ontology annotation, molecular function: DNA-binding transcription factor activity, RNA polymerase II-specific; RNA polymerase II cis-regulatory region sequence-specific DNA binding. NCBI's taxonomy places the organism in Eukaryota, Metazoa, Chordata, Lepidosauria, Squamata, Anolidae. The record is from RefSeq and is a predicted model, not a curated record. Gene Ontology annotation, biological process: regulation of transcription by RNA polymerase II; anatomical structure morphogenesis; cell differentiation.